AUGUCAGACAGUGACAUUGAGAAGGAGAAGAGGAAGAAAAACUUCUCCGUGGAUGAGAGGGUGAUCCUGACCACGGGCAUUGCCAAGUAUGACACCUACCUCCACGGAGCACAGAGCGGGAGGACAAGCAAGCCCAGGAAACUGGAAAUCUUGCAGAGGGUGACCCUGGAGCUGAACACCCUCGGCCACGAAACCAGGACAUGGAAGGAGGUCCAGAAAAAAAUAAAUGACAUGUGUCGUCGUGUCAGGGAAAAGCUGGCAAAGAUGAAGAGGCACCUCAGGACCACGGGAGGCGGAUCAGCUAAUGUGCUGGAAGGAGAUGGGCCAUCAUCUGCCUCUGGACGACCCACGCCAGGCAACCAACAUGUUCCUCAGUCUGACCCCCUGGGAAGCCACGAAGCUUCUCAACAUGCUGUGGCUGCAGCAACGGUGGAGGGGAGUGCACACACAUGUGCAUUGGAGGUCGUUGUGGAGGAGCCAGUGGACAUCCAACAGGAGGACUGCCUGUACCUCGAUGAUGAGGAGACCAUCUGCGCCGGACCCUCUGAGACAGUGGAAGUCGCAGACCUCCCAACGACAUCGACGCCCAUCAGGGGAACCCCCCCGAGGGCCACCCUGGCCAGAGGAACGCCACCGACUGCAACUCCCAGGAAGGCCCUGAGCAAGACCAGGGGUGCAGCCGGAUCCGUCCAAGAAGGGCUCGAGAGGGAACAGGCCCACCAGACACGGCGCAUGGCAGACAUUGCCAUCGACCUCCACCGUGUGGCUGAGAGCCUAGCCUCCGUCGUCGGGUCCUCGGCGAAAGGCACAGGCUGA
This is a messenger RNA of Rana temporaria (common frog), 816 nucleotides long. Its product is annotated as myb-related transcription factor, partner of profilin-like. Gene Ontology annotation, cellular component: nucleus. The record is from RefSeq and is a predicted model, not a curated record. Gene Ontology annotation, molecular function: DNA-binding transcription factor activity, RNA polymerase II-specific; RNA polymerase II cis-regulatory region sequence-specific DNA binding. NCBI's taxonomy places the organism in Eukaryota, Metazoa, Chordata, Amphibia, Anura, Ranidae. Bases 1 to 816 code for a protein of 271 amino acids. The transcript has 2 exons. Gene Ontology annotation, biological process: regulation of transcription by RNA polymerase II.